Malurus melanocephalus (red-backed fairy wren) is the source of this 1226-nucleotide messenger RNA. RefSeq lists its product as uncharacterized. The transcript has 6 exons. NCBI's taxonomy places the organism in Eukaryota, Metazoa, Chordata, Aves, Passeriformes, Maluridae. The record is from RefSeq and is a predicted model, not a curated record. The coding region runs from base 405 to 1226 and encodes 273 amino acids.
CAGACCCUGGGACCUAGUGUUCCGGAGGUUUGCCGAGGCAUCUGCCAUCCCUGCGGUCGGUGCCCUCGAGGCCAGACCGUGGGCUUUUCUGGUCACAAUCCUUGAUGAGGCGUCUCUAGUCCUUGUGGCAGGAGCCCUCGAGACCCAGUGCAGGACUUGCUCUCCUGUAGCUGUCCAAAGGCUUUUCUCUUGCAGGUACCUGCAAGGCACGACUGAAGGAGUUGCUCACCCAGACAUUCCGAAGGCAUCUCCCAUGGAAGUGGCCAUAACUCCAGUCUCUGACAUGGAGCAGAGAUCCCCGAGCACGCCCAAUCUGCUGUGGGUGGAGGAGGAGGAAGAAGACCCUACAGCUGUCUCAGCUCAGCAGCCUGGAGAGCUGGAGCAGUUCCAGCUGCUGCAGGAGGAUGCCGGCAUGGACUGSACACGAGAGCAGGACCCCAUCCGUGGCUGCUGGCGCUUUAUCCGCCAGGUCCUCUGAGCCAUCCCCACCUGCUCAGCCGAGCAUCACCGUUGGAGCACACAAUGGGAUGUCUCYUUCUUCCCUGYYCUUCCUUCUCCUGCAGAUCUUUCAGAAGCACAUUAGCACUCUAUGUAGAGACCUCAACCCCAUGAAGACUGAGGGUGUAGCAAAGCCUCACCCCAUGGCCACUCAGAGCCUGGCUUCACCUCCCAGUCCAGAUCUUUUUGGAGAGAGAGUUGUCUCCAGCCCCAGUGAAGUGCCAGCCUUCGUGAAGGACAUGCACCAGACGCUCACGAACGGUGCACCUCCAGAUGACAUGGACUUCCUGUUCAUGGACUUCCUGAGGCUGACGGAGGCGCAUCCCGCUGAUGUCGCGGUCACCCUCCUGCGCUGCGCCCCGUCAUGUGACAGAGCUGCUGCAACCAUGUGGAGGACCAUUGCCUCGUCGGGAACAACCGUGGACAUGGUGCUGCCARCACUGAUCUGUGUAAUGGAGARCUGGCCAAAGCACAGCACGAGCACCUCCGAUGGGGACAACACAGAUGUCUUUGCCCUGGCUGCGAGCAAGGUCAUUUGGGAGAUUCUUCACCUGCCCUGGUGCCCAGAGCCAUUUAUAGUGCAUUCCCCAUGCCUCCUCUUGGCUCUGUUGUUCCAAGUGCUGUGCAGCACAGAAGAGGUGCCAGAGGAGGUCGAUACCUUCUGGAAAGAAUGCCUGGAGGACGACCGCCUUCCCACCAGCAUCAGCAGUUGCAGGGURGGGUUGUAG